This is a messenger RNA of Branchiostoma floridae (Florida lancelet), 987 nucleotides long. Its product is annotated as leucine-rich repeat and IQ domain-containing protein 4-like. The record is from RefSeq and is a predicted model, not a curated record. NCBI's taxonomy places the organism in Eukaryota, Metazoa, Chordata, Leptocardii, Amphioxiformes, Branchiostomatidae. Gene Ontology annotation, molecular function: protein binding. The coding region runs from base 7 to 987 and encodes 326 amino acids. The transcript has a single exon.
CCCAACAUGGCGGCAGGUCUGAACCUCCAGCGUACCGUCGACGGUCUGCUUUACCUUAACCUGAGUAACCAGGGUCUGACGUCCAUCCCGGAGGAGGUGUUUGAUAUCACUGACCUGGAGUCUAUAAAUGUGUCCCACAAUAAACUAACCAGCAUCCCGGAAGCAAUCGGCCGUCUGCAGAAACUUUCCCGUUUGGACGCUGGCGGCAACAAGCUGACAAGUUUGCCACAGGCAAUCGGUACCUUGCCGAAAUUGACACACCUGUACGUUUAUGACAAUAAAUUGACAAAGCUUCCAACAGGAGUUUGCCUGCUGCUAAACCUUGAGGUGUUGAGUGCCUUUAAUAACAACCUCUCCACCUUCCCUCCUGGUGUGGAGAAGCUGCAGAAACUGAGAGAACUGUACGUUUAUGAUAAUCAGCUGACGGAGGUUCCCCCAGGGGUGUGCUCGCUCCCUAACCUUGAGGUGUUAAGUGUCGGUAGGAACCCCAUCAGACGUCUCCCCGAUGACGUCACAAGACUCACCAGGCUGAAGGAUCUCAGUGUGCCCAACUGUCAGUUUGAUGAGUUCCCCAGACAGGUGCUGCAGCUGAAGACACUGGAGAAACUGUACGCAGGGGGCAACAAGUUUGACAUUGUCCCAGGUGAAGUGGGAAACUUACAACACCUGUUGGACUUGGCAUUGGAACAUAACCUCCUCAGAACCCUGCCGAGCACCAUGAGUCACCUGCACAACCUACGGGAGGUUCUACUCCGGAACAACAAGUUCGACACGUUCCCAAAAGUCCUGUGUGAACUACCGGCCAUGGAGAAACUGAACAUAAGUAACAACAACAUCACCAGACUCCCAACCGCCCUUCACCGAGCAGACAAGCUGAAGGACUUGGUUGUUUCUGGAAACCCCCUGACAUACCCUCCACAGGAUGUGCGUACACAAGGAACCGACGGAACCAUGGCCUUCCUGAAGCAGGAGGCUGAGAAAGGUUAG